Molecule: messenger RNA, 855 nt
Organism: Plenodomus lingam JN3
Lineage: Eukaryota; Fungi; Ascomycota; Dothideomycetes; Pleosporales; Leptosphaeriaceae
Source: RefSeq, a predicted model, not a curated record
AUGGGGCGCGAGAGCAAGACUUUCCUCGCCCGGCUCUGCGAGCAGGCUGAGCGCUACGAUGAGAUGGUUACGUAUAUGAAGGAAGUUGCCAAGGUCGCCGGUGAAUUGACUGUCGACGAGCGCAACCUCCUCUCUGUUGCCUACAAGAACGUUGUCGGCACAAGACGCGCGUCGUGGCGCAUCAUCUCCUCGAUUGAGCAGAAGGAGGAGUCCAAGGGCUCUGAGAAGCACGUUGGCACCAUCCGUGACUACCGACAGAAGAUUGAGACGGAGCUCGAGAAGGUUUGCCAGGAUGUCCUCAACGUGCUCGACGACUCCCUCAUCCCCAAGGCCGAGUCUGGCGAGUCCAAGGUGUUUUACCACAAGAUGAAGGGUGAUUACCACCGCUACCUCGCCGAGUUUGCUUCCGGUGAGAAGCGCAAGGUUGCUGCGACGGCCGCACACGAGGCUUACAAGACGGCCACGGAUGUCGCCCAGACUGAGCUCACACCCACGCACCCCAUUCGUCUGGGUUUGGCCCUGAACUUCUCGGUCUUCUACUACGAGAUCCUGAACUCACCCGACCGUGCUUGCCAUUUGGCCAAGCAGGCUUUCGACGAUGCCAUUGCCGAGCUCGACUCUCUGUCGGAGGAGUCUUACCGUGACAGCACGCUGAUCAUGCAACUUCUCCGCGACAACCUUACCCUCUGGACCUCAUCAGACGGUAACGAGGCCGAGCCCGCUGCCCCAGAUGCGCCCAAGGAGGAGCCCAAGGACGGCGAGGAGGCACCUGCUGGAGCCGACGUCAAGCCUGAGGUCAAGCCUGAGGAACAGCCACCGGCUGCUGCUGCUGCUGCUGCUCCUGGCGCUGCUUAA